AUGACUUCCACAAUCGGUAUCCCCAUCAAGCUCCUGAACGAGGCGCAGGGCCACAUCGUUACCCUCGAAAUCACCUCUGGCCAGACCUACCGUGGCAAGCUCCUCGACGCUGAGGAUAACAUGAACGUCCAACUCAAGGACAUCACCGUCACCGCCCGCGAUGGUCGCGUCUCGCAUCUCGAUCAAGUCUACAUCCGUGGCUCCCACGUGCGCUUCUUCAUUGUCCCCGACAUGCUUCGCAACGCCCCCAUGUUCCGCAGCCGCAACGUCCGCGGUCGUGGUGUCGGUCUUGCCAGAGGUCGCGCGACCGUUAGCCGAGCGCGUGCAGGCGGACGAGGAGGACGAUAG
Molecule: messenger RNA, 348 nt
Organism: Fusarium sp. VM40
Lineage: Eukaryota; Fungi; Ascomycota; Sordariomycetes; Hypocreales; Nectriaceae
Source: the annotation of a GenBank genome assembly